AAAAAAAAAGUAAAAGCAAUGUAGCGGACGGACGUCGUUGCGACUUUUCUUUCCGUCAUGCAAUAAUUUUUGUCAUUCAUGAAUUCGUCGAUAAAAAAUAUUUUAGAUGGUGUCACAUAUGUGAACAUUAGUUGAAAUAUAGUUUUAAUAAUGUGUUAGUAUUUCGUGUCGCAUAGUUCAUCUACGUAGUUCUUUAAGAUAGGUGUGUGACAAGUAAAGUUCGGUAAUGGUAAUGGUGGCCAUGUCAUGAAAAUCCCCACAGCCAUGGAUGAUAGCUCCGUAUCUCAUCACAACGGAGGGCAAGUUGGAUCUCAAAUCGGAGUCAGUGUAAAUAACAAACAAAAUGACGAACCUAGCCAAAGUGUCCAGUAUUCAAUACCGGGCAUUUUGCACUUCAUCCAACACGAAUGGGCGAGAUUCGAGCUCGAGAGAUCACAAUGGGAGGUGGACAGAGCAGAAUUUGAGGCACGGAUUGCCUUCCUCCAAGGUGAGAGGAAGGGCCAAGAAAAUCUUAAAAAUGAUUUGGUGAGGCGGAUUAAGAUGCUGGAAUAUGCACUCAAGCAAGAGAGGGCGAAGUUUCAUAAGCUCAAGUAUGGGGUGGAGUUACAGCAGGGUGAUGUGCGUCCCCCUCCUGAGGAGCCCCCUGCAGAACCAGAGCCCGCUGAGAGAGCACAGUGGAAGCAAGGUCGUCAACUUAUUAAACAGUACCUGCAGGAAAUAGGUUACACAGAUACCAUACUGGAUGUUCGCUCAAACAGAGUCCGGGCUCUGCUUGGUCUGAACAAUGAGGAAGUAGAAAACCCAAACUACAGAAAUUAUGACAAACAGCAGCACGACAGAUGUGAUUACUCUAUGAACCACAUGGUUCGCAAAUAUGAUUAUGGAAAAGAGCCGCGUAAGAGUGGUGUUUCUGCCGGAGGCGGAUACAAUGAGGAGGGUCUCUCUGUGCAAGAGACAGCUGCCGUGUUCGCCAACUUCGAGUUCCUGACCAACCAGGAGAUGGAUAUGGACGAAAUAGAUGAUUUGGAUGCCAAACAGUCGCACCAUCCUCCUGGGAAACAAGGAGAGGAAGUCGAUCAUGAAGCUGAGGAAGUGUUGAAUGAGCUCAAUCUACUGACCGAAAGAGAGGCCGACGGUGGCGGUCAGGGAGACGAAUAUCCAGUUGGAAGUGGAUCGAGUGGUGGCAGCGCAGUGGCUGCGGGCGCGGUGGCGGGAGCGGGCGAGGCUGACGAGGAGCCCCUCGCUCUAGGGGAACUGGCUCAGCUCACUGUCAGCAACGAGCCCGAAGCUUACGACGUGGCUAGCGCUAACAAGGAAUCCUUCCGCAAAACUUGGAACGCCAAGUACACGUUGCGUUCGCACUUCGACGGAGUGCGUGCGCUGGCGUUCCACCCCACCGAGCCGGCGCUGGUGACGGCGUCCGAGGACCACACGCUGAAGCUGUGGAACCUGCAGCGCACGGUGCCGGCCAAGAAGUCCGCCGGCCUCGACGUCGAGCCGCUCUACACCUUCCGCGCGCACACCGCGCCCGUGCUCUGCCUCGCCAUGGGCGCGCCGCGCUCCGAGGAGUGCUUCUCCGGCGGCCUGGACGGAACCAUCCGCGUCUGGAAUCUCCCACCUCCCACUGCCGAUCCUUAUGAUCCCUACGAUCCUGCUGUUCAGGGCGCGGUGCUGCGCGACCACACGGACGCGGUGUGGUCGCUGUCGAGCGCGCACGGGCGGCUGCUGUCUGCGUCGGCGGACGGCACGGUGCGGCUGUGGGCGCCGCGCGCCGCGCGCCCGCUGCUCAGCACGCUGCGCGCCGACGAGUCGCCCACGGCGCCCGCCCCGGCCGCCGCGGACUUCGCUGACGCCGCCUCGCGCGCCGCCGUCGUCUACCGCGACGGCACGCUGCUGCUGUACGACCUCGAGACCGGACAGCCGGUGCUGCGCGUGGCGUGCGACAGCCCGGCGCACCGCGUGCGCUCGCACCCGACGCUGCCUCUGCUGGUGACGGCGCACGAGGACCGCCACAUCCGCUUCUGGGACGGCGUGUCGGGGCGGUGCGCGCAUACCAUGGUGGCGCACCUGGACGCCGUGACGGGGCUGGCGCUGGACCCCAACGGCCUGUUCCUGCUGUCGGGCAGCCACGACUGCUCCGUGCGCCUGUGGAACCUGGAUACGAAGACGUGCGUGCAGGAGAUCACGGCGCACCGCAAGAAGUUCGACGAGAGCAUCCUGGACGUGGCGUUCCACCCGCUGCGGCCCUAUAUCGCCAGUGCGGGCGCCGACGGGUUGGCCAAGGUGUUCGUCUGAGCGACGCUCGCUCCGCAUAUAUAUAUAGUAUAUAUUACAUGUAAUUUUACUUUCGAUACGAACUUUAUGUAACGCAGUAGCGAGUCGCGUCAUCGCUCGUAGACGAGCGACCGGUACUCUUGGAUUAUGUGUCUAGUCCCUUCGGUACGGUUACGAGUAGCGACGUAUCUGCGAUUCGACGACGCCGUGUGUACGGACGGAGCCGCCGGUUCGUUUUAUCGUAUUUAAUAUUAUAACGUAAUGGACGCGCGCUCGACGCUCGUUAUAAGCGCGUAGUGAACACUCAUCUAUGUAUAGACAUUUGAAAUUUAUUAUAAUAUAUUUUUAGACUUUCAGUAUGUGGAUUUUAGGUUUUUAUCGCGACUUUUUCACCGAUUUUACUAUACGCAGUGAGAAUAUUGUUCGUUUCUAUGCAUCUGUAAGCGAGACCUUAUAAUAAAAAGUAUCAUAAUAUGGACACCGACAAUGUUUCCUUGAUAUGUUCAUUAUGUUUACGUGUCUGUACAGUUAGAAUGUUACGCAGUAUUUGCUAAUAUUAUGCAAAGAACGAAUGGUGUUUCUUAGCUAGAUUAUUUUUAUUUAAAUCGAUUGGAUUCUAUAGAUAAUAUUUUCUUUUGUUUUGUGACAUGUAAUACAUUAACAUGCUCUCAUGAUAUCUUAUGCAAAUGAAGAGCAAUCGAACAAAAAUAAUGGUUGAGUAGAGUACUAUAUCGAAAAUAACAUAAGUAAUGUUUGUUCGUAACGAGUACUGCGAUGUAGAGUAUAUAUUAUGAAACAUUACAUAUUCCUUUAUUUUCCUCGAAUUCAUACUUGUACACAUACAUCCAAAAAUUGAUAGUAAAAAGCAACAUAACCGAUUUGCAUGUUGUUUUUUUAUAUUUUGUUGUUUUUUUCCUUCCUUCACCCCCUACUUUAAUAAUUUAGUAAGUAAGAUUUUAUUGACUGAAUAACUUUACCAUGCAAGAAAUAAUAGUUUGAGAAAUGGAUUUUCCUUAUCUCACAAUACUCAAUUCAUACUAUAAAACUCAUUUGUUGCAUUAUGUACAUUAUUCAAUUUAUAACAAUUCAUUAAAGUCGGUUCAUUGG
Molecule: messenger RNA, 3381 nt
Organism: Spodoptera frugiperda (fall armyworm)
Lineage: Eukaryota; Metazoa; Arthropoda; Insecta; Lepidoptera; Noctuidae
Gene: Cka
Product: striatin-3
Exons: 9
Coding region: 247-2295 (682 amino acids)
Molecular function (GO): protein binding
Source: RefSeq, a predicted model, not a curated record